UGAAAGUUUCAUACCGCCUCGUCGAUCGCUUUCCGUAUCGGAGAAGACCGGCAAAAAGUCACCUUGGGAUUAGGGUUCCCGUCGAUCUCAUCCUCUCUUCUAAAUUUGCGGGUUCCUUCAGAGCUAGUGAGCCUUCCUUCCUUCCUUCCUUCCUUCACAGGAUAGCAUUCUGCUUAUGGAGUCUCUGUCAAGAUCGAGCGGCGACGAGGACGAGUUGAGGAGGGCUCAUGGAUCGUCACAAAGAGUUGAACUGACGGGUAAGCUGGACGGAAAGAGUGGUGAGCAGAAUUCAGGCACGCCAACUACUCCAAGAUCAAAGCAUUCGGCAACCGAACAGCGUCGUAGAUGCAAAAUCAAUGAUAGAUUCCAGAUACUUAGAGACCUCAUACCACAUAGUGAUCAGAAGAGGGAUAAAGCUUCUUUUCUUUUGGAGGUUAUCGAAUAUAUCAAGUUUUUACAAGAAAAAGCACAAAAAUAUGAAACCUUCCCUAGCUGGAAUCAGGAGACUGAGAAAUUGAUUCCCUGGGGCAACAAUCAAGGGCCCAGAGAGAGUAUAACGGAGCCUGCUAGCCUUGCUAAAAAUGGUCCUCAGUCUCCACUCUUGUUUGCUGGAAAAUUUGUUGAUAAUACCAAUCUGGGGGCACAAAUGUCUCUCUCAAACGUCCAGAAUGUAGCAGAAGCUGAUGUGAAUCUUGUUCCAAUACAGUCCAACUAUUAUGCUUCUGUGGGUAGGGGAUCUGAUUUUAUGCCUCAAGAGAGAUUAGUUACAGACUCUGAAAACUUAGUAUCUCAUUCUCAAUCUGAGUGGCAAAGUUCAUCCUGCAUGGCCAACUGCACUGUGAGCAGUGAGAAUGAACAAGAAUUGACCAUAGAUGAGGGCACAAUUAGCUUUUCUAGCAUCUAUUCCCAAGGUUUAUUGACUGCACUAUCACAAGCCAUCGCUAAUUCUGGACUAGAUCUGUCACAAGCAAGCAUGUCCGUGCAGAUUAAUCUUGGUAGGCGUGCAAUUAAAAGGCCCAAUUUGCCCAAUGCAAAGGAUCUGUCUGACCCUUCAAUUAUGAAUCAAGUAAUUGGGGAACCCGGAGCAGGGAGCAACUUUGAGGAGGCUGGACAAUCAAAGAGGCAAAAGGUGGAUACCAGCCAAUGACUUUCUGCUUGUGAUCUUAAUCCUUCCUUCUUGAUGAAUCUGCCUGCCAAGUGAACUGGCGGAGUAUAAUCAUAUUGUGUAUUCUUUAUAUUCUGCAUCUUAUUCUGUGAUCCAAAAAAGCUCAUUUAAUUCAAUCCAUGUACGAAUGAAUAGCUGACUGUUUGAAUUGUAUUGAUCAAGAAAGAUAUUGAGUUUAUGCUGACUAGUCCUGAAGUUAA
Molecule: messenger RNA, 1365 nt
Organism: Zingiber officinale
Lineage: Eukaryota; Viridiplantae; Streptophyta; Magnoliopsida; Zingiberales; Zingiberaceae
Product: transcription factor BIM2-like
Exons: 7
Coding region: 176-1147 (323 amino acids)
Biological process (GO): DNA-templated transcription
Molecular function (GO): DNA-binding transcription factor activity; protein dimerization activity
Source: RefSeq, a predicted model, not a curated record